AGAAGGCUGGCUUGGCGAGGCGGUGAAGGAGAGAGAAAGAGCGAGAGCGCGCGCGCGCGCACGACAGCGAGGGCUGAGAAGCAACAGACCAGAAGCCAAGAAAGAGGCAACGUCGAUUUGGUGCUGCCGCUGCAAAUCACAAGACGGACUGGUCCUGUCUUGAGGAGGUAGGCAGUCUGUACUGAAUCUGUAACGACCGACUGCAGCAAGAGGAAGGGCAGCACUUAAUCGGCAAGAAAAAGCAGACGAAAAAACGGAAAUGAAAGGCAGUACCAGAAUCAUCAGAAAGAAGGAAUAUAUUAAAAAUGCAGUUUGAGCUGGAAAGAAGAAAAACAUAUCAAGAAGAGACACGCAAAAAGCCAAAGAAUCUAUGAAUAUUUAUUUAUGUGAAACUGAACUUAAUUUAUGCCAGGACUAUAUGGAAUAAUGGAGAUCUAGACACCUGUAUAAUAACUUCAGGAUAAAAUACUGUGGAUUUAUAAAUGUGGACUUUGGUGUAUUUUCUAGCAUUCCUUUGGAUUUCUGUUUAGUGCAGAGAGCCAGCAAACUAGGCCUCAUGCUGUCUAAGAGAGGGUCUUCCUUCUUCCAACAUCGAGGCUGACUCAACGGGGAACCUGCUAAUCUCACCCUGACUGAGCUCCUCAUUCAUCAGCUGCUCUCCAGCUCCCCACCCCUCCCCAGGAUCUGGCUGUCACAAUAGCGAGGUCAAGAUGGACAGUACGGGCCACUUGCAUGACCUGGGGGUGGGGGAUGUGGGUGAAGAAUCACAGAAGUGCCCGUAUCCUGUUACUCUGCAGCCUCCACCCGCAAUGGGAGAGCAAGAGGCUCCACUCCAUCAAUUUCCACAGCAGCCACAGCAUCUACAGCAACAUCCACUGACCCUUGCACAGCUCAGCACUCAGCUGCAGCCCACUGGAAACACGACACCCACUCCAGUUCCUCUGGCUGGCCACAACUAUAACCAUAGUGGGAGCAGCGGCGGACCUGGGGGGACCAGCACUCUGCAACUCUUCAACAGCAGCUCGUCCCCCACUGCAGCCCCAUCAGUUCUCCCUGCUUCCUUUAGGGCCUCAAUCUCACCUCUGCAGAACCCCCUUAGCUCUUAUCCCAGUACCAAUGUGCUUCAUCCAGUUUCGUCAUCCAGGCAUGGCAGCCAGCACAACUUGAGUGAACUCCAAAUUCAGCAACAUUUGGCUAGCCAUUCCCCAAGUUCACUGACAGGGGAGAAGGGAGGAGUGGGGGGUGUUUCUGGGGGAGGGGGUGGUUGUUCCUCAAGCAAACACAGGCAGGCCAGCCCCCUAGUCCACCGCAGAGACAGCAACCCCUUCACAGAGAUUGCUAUGAGCUCCUGCAAGUACAGUGGUGGGGUAAUGAAGCCUCUCAGCCGGCUUAGUGCCUCCAGAAGGAACCUUAUUGAUUCAGAGCCUGAAAGUCAGCCCUUGCAGAUAUUUAGCUCUGGCUGUGCUGGUGGCCCACCAGAAAUUGUCAUUUCUUCUAAGGAAGACGUCCAUCAUGCCAAUGCCAACCAGACCUUGCUACUUCAUCAUAACCAAAAUCACCAGCAACACACAGUCAGUGGGGGUAGUGGGAGUGGGGGCACCACCACCAACGCCACUGCCAACAAUUUGGGUAGUACUCACUCCAAAGCCAACAAGAGGAAAAACCAGAAUAUCGGUUAUAAACUGGGGCACAGGAGAGCCCUGUUUGAGAAGAGGAAGCGACUCAGCGACUACGCGCUCAUUUUCGGAAUGUUUGGAAUUGUUGUCAUGGUGAUUGAGACGGAGCUGUCCUGGGGCGUGUACACCAAGGGAUCAAUGUAUUCGUUAGCUUUGAAAUGCCUUAUCAGCUUGUCUACAGUGAUCCUCUUAGGUUUGAUUGUGGCCUAUCAUGCAAGGGAAGUGCAGCUCUUUGUCAUCGAUAAUGGAGCAGACGACUGGCGCAUCGCUAUGACCUAUGAGCGGAUUUUCUAUAUUACACUGGAGCUGCUGGUCUGUGCUGUGCAUCCAAUUCCUGGACAAUACAAAUUCCAGUGGAAGGCAAGGCUGGCAUUCUCUUACACUCCAUCCCACGCCGAGGCUGAUGUGGACAUCAUCCUAUCCAUCCCCAUGUUCCUACGACUGUACCUCAUUGCUCGGGUCAUGCUUCUGCACAGCAAGCUGUUUACAGAUGCUUCCUCACGCAGCAUUGGUGCCCUCAACAAGAUCAACUUCAACACACGCUUUGUUAUGAAGACACUGAUGACCAUCUGCCCAGGCACUGUGCUGUUGGUCUUCAGCAUUUCGCUGUGGAUUAUUGCAGCUUGGACAGUGCGGGUUUGUGAGAGGUAUCAUGAUGCACAAGAUGUAACGAGUAACUUCCUAGGAGCAAUGUGGCUUAUAUCCAUUACCUUCUUGUCCAUUGGUUACGGAGACAUGGUGCCUCAUACGUAUUGUGGGAAGGGUGUAUGCUUGCUCACUGGAAUUAUGGGUGCUGGAUGCACUGCUCUUGUGGUUGCAGUUGUUGCCAGAAAACUUGAGCUCACAAAAGCUGAAAAACACGUACAUAACUUCAUGAUGGACACCCAACUCACCAAACGGAUAAAAAAUGCAGCAGCUAAUGUGCUUCGAGAAACAUGGCUCAUCUAUAAGCACACAAAGCUGAUCAAGAAGAUCGAUCAUGCCAAAGUCAGGAAACAUCAAAGGAAAUUUCUGCAAGCCAUCCACCAGUUACGCAGUGUAAAAAUGGAGCAGAGGAAACUCAGCGACCAAGCCAAUACUCUGGUUGAUCUUUCCAAGAUGCAAAAUGUAAUGUAUGACCUGAUCACAGAACUUAAUGACCGCAGUGAGGAUCUAGAGAAGCAGAUCGUAAGCUUGGAGAGUAAGCUGGAGCAGUUGACAUCAAGCUUCAAUUCCCUGCCAGGGUUGAUAGCAGAGACCCUGAGACUUCAGCAUGCACAGUUGCUACUGGUGAUCGCAGAAAACCGAGCUGGAACAGGUACAGGGACAGGAGGAACAAUCACAGGAACUCCAGGGAGGUUCCAUUGUCCACUCUCUUCUGCAUCGCCACUCCUCUCUGACAGUCCUUUAGAAAUCAGCUCAGCUUCAUUUCCUACUCCAUACACAAGUUCCAGCAGCUGUUAAAUAUCUGGGCUGCCAGCUAAUCUUCCCUGAAAAUUAACUGAUGCUUUAUUCAGCUACUAAUACAGUUACAAAAACAGGGAACAUAUGCUUCUUAUUUUAAUUGUUUCCUGCAACAAAGGAAAAGGGCAAAACAAAUGAAAAUGUAUCACUAAAGCAUAGUCUCCUCUUCUCAAUAAUUAGGAAAGGUAGAAGUACAAGGCAGGAGUCCAUUGUAUGGGCCUGUCUGGAAAAGUACACUGAAAGAUCUUUGAUGUCACAUUGUUGUUGGCUAUAUAGGUUACCUCUUGCAAGGCAAAUAAAAUGGCUAUUACAUGACAUUAGUGAGAGUAGGAGAGCCUUGUAAAAUAAGACAAAAACCAAAACAAAAUCUCCAUCUGCACAACAGUGAAUGACACAGACAGCCUUUUCUUCAGCCAGUAACACUGUGGAGAUCUGCCACGGAAAAAAUAUCAACUUGAAGAGUGAUCUCAGAUGGAACAUGAGAUGUGUGAUCAGCAACAUCGCAAAGGAAGUAUGGGCAAAACUGGUACAAGAAGACUAUCGUAUGAAUGUACAAUGCAUGCUGAGCAGAAGCAGCAGGUAAACCAAGCAAAAUUCAACACUUUUUCCUUGCAAAUCAUUGAUUUUGGGUGUUUCUUGCCAAGGUAAGCUAACCUGAGAGCAUAGCUGCUCAUGGUUCUGAAGUGUAUGUACAAAAAAGAAAGCACAGAAAAAGAAUGCUCCUCUGAAAUGGAGCACGCUUUUAACACCUGAGGUAUUUCUGUUGUUUUUUUGGUUUUUUUUUUGGCUAUUUAUUUAUUUUAUUUUUUGUUAAAAUUGCUCAGGUUUCAGAUGAAUUUGAUGGUUGUUUUUAUUGGAACCAAAAUAAAAUUCUAGCAGCAUGAGGCACACGUUAUGGUUCAUUUAUUCUUCAGUACUAGGACUCUUCCCAAUCCCAUCAAUCCCAAGAUGGGUUUGCUUUUGAAAACACCUAUUAUAUAAUGGAAACUCUGCUGCCUAGACAUAAAUACAGAAAGAAAAGCAAAAUGAAUAUGAAUAUCUUUAUGGACAUAUACUGUAACAUGCUGAAUGUCACAUCCUUAGUCCCUCUCAGCUAUCAAUUUGAUGUCUCAGUUCAUGAGACAUUUUGAAUUCAGAAUUGCUUACAUUGAGAUGAAUGUCACUACCUAGAAUCUAAAAACAUUUUUCAAAGAAGACAAAUAGAUCAGACUAUUUAAAUAUGUCAAACUGCUUCAUCAUUGUAAAGAUAUUUAUAAUCUUAGGUAUUGCCAAAAAGAUCAGCUUUUUGGUCUUUGGCAAAAAGAUAUAGGUUAGGGUCCAAAACCCAUCCAAAACCCAAAAGGUCUUCCUUUUUAAAACAAAAUAACGGGUGGGAUUACUUCCAAUACACAGCAGCUUUUCUACAACAUUCCAGAACAAUGCAGUAUGUUAUUUCUUCUGUGAGUACACAGACCUAUUCUGUGUUUGGCUAGAUUGUUGUAGUUUCUUUUUAAAAUGACAUCAACUGGAACGACUUCCUCUUCUCUGUAAGAUGCUAAGAUUGAUUCCUUGAUAUUCUCAAAUAGCCAAAGUAAACUGCACUAAAAGCAUAAUCUUUGAAUACUUGGAGCCUUCAUUGCAAAGCACAAUCAAGGCGCCAGCAAAGCUGAUGCUGGGUAAAAUAAAUGAUUCUUUCAAGAAACUAGAAGCAGGUAUUUCAUAGUGUUGUGUAAAAGCCGACAGUAGCAAAAAUGCACAGUUUUUAGACACAGCUAGGCACAUACUUUUCAUAGGUAUACAUUUGAUAGAUUGUUCUGUUGGGCAUCGUGCUAACAUAGUUAAUUAGAACUGCUGCCUUAUGGGUCUAGAGGCAUGAGUUGUGGUCUUUGUGGAGUUUGCAUCUUCUCUUGCACAGAUUUUCUCUGGAUGCCCUGGUUUCCUGACACAUCCUAAAGACAAGUUAAUUGGAGGUCGUAAAUUUGCCUGUUAUGAGUGAAUGUAGUGGUGUACUUAAUGUUUUUAUCCUGGGAUGAUCUUGUGUCUCAUUUAACAUUUGUACUGUCUUGACCCUGUAAUUGAGUAAGCAGGAUAAGAAGAGGAAUGACAGCAUAUUUUUUCUGUUCGUGGGUUUUUGUUUUUAGCAGAUAUUAAUGCAUUUGGCUCUCUAAAGCCAGAGAAGCUUGUUUAAUUAAAUUAAAGUGUUUUUUGACAUUCACUGUUAUAGUGCCAAUGGAUUAAUCAUAUUUUUGUAAUUUAUACCAUUUAUUUUAUUGCUUUGUAUCAGCUUUAGCCUACCUUCUCUAAAUUGUUGAGAGAAUAUGGUGCUUAUCAAGGCUUUCCAAAACUUUAAGACUGACUUAUGAAUAUGGCCUCCCCAGGAUAGAGACUUGCUUUGCCCCAUAUGCCAAGUACCUCACAGCUAAGCAUGCUUUGGCUCUUUUCUAUGAUGCUUUUAGCUGUUUAUUUUUUAAGCUGUCUAUUCAAGUAGUCUUUCUGAAAGAAAGAAAGAAUGAGGGCAGCUGACCCAAAUGUUGUUAAAAAUACUGUAACAAAGGUGCUAUAUGGGCGCCCGACCCAACACAUACUGACACCGGAGGCACGUAUAAAAGCAA
Molecule: messenger RNA, 5710 nt
Organism: Polypterus senegalus (gray bichir)
Lineage: Eukaryota; Metazoa; Chordata; Cladistia; Polypteriformes; Polypteridae
Product: small conductance calcium-activated potassium channel protein 3-like
Exons: 8
Coding region: 711-3119 (802 amino acids)
Biological process (GO): potassium ion transmembrane transport
Cellular component (GO): neuronal cell body; plasma membrane; neuron projection
Molecular function (GO): small conductance calcium-activated potassium channel activity; calmodulin binding
Source: RefSeq, a predicted model, not a curated record